AUCAAUAACCAAGGAAGACAUUUUGGAUUUAAAACGAGCUCACUUAGUGGUUGACGAAAAUAUGCUCCGUUGGCAACACCAUUUAUCAUUGCUGUCACCAUGAUAUUUAGUCAGAAUGUAUCGUCAAAUGGGUUUGUCAGUUGUGCGCAAUGAAAUGGCGUCGUUGUGAAAAAUUCCACGCAUUUAUCCCAAACCAUAUCGCCGCGCUCAUCUGCGAAUUCUGUUGGGAUAGGUUUCUUGCUGGCUCAGCUGUGUGUAUGUACAUCGAGAAGGCUCCUAUAGUUCCUGGCUGUCCUACGAGGAAAUAACCAAUUUAGCCUCUAAGUCCUAGGUCCACCAGGCAAUGUCAAUGAUGGUGUACCCCAGGGAGGACCGUCUGGAGAAGCUGUCCCAGGAGGAGAUCAUCUCCAGCACCAAGCUGGUGAUCCAGGGCCUGGAGGCGCUGAAGAGCGAGCACAACUCCAUCUUGCACAGCCUGCUGGAGACCAUCCGCUGCCUGAAGAAGGACGAGGAGGCCAACUUGGUGCACGAGAAGUCCAGCCUGCUGCGCAAGUCAGUGGAGAUGAUCGAGCUGGGGCUGGGCGAGGCGCAGGUGAUGAUGGCCCUGUCUGCCCACCUGAACGCUGUGGAGUCGGAGAAGCAGAAGCUGCGUGCCCAGGUACGUCGGCUGUGCCAAGAGAACCAGUGGCUGCGAGACGAGCUGGCGGGCACCCAGCAAAAGCUGCAGAAGAGCGAGCAGAGUGUGGCCCAGCUGGAGGAGGAGAAGAAGCACCUGGAGUUCAUGAACCAGCUCAAGAAGUACGACGAGGAUGUGUCCCCUACUGAGGAGAAAGAUGGAGAGCCUCCUAAAGAUACACUGGACGACCUCUUCCCCAAUGAUGAGGAGGACAACAGUCAAGGAAUGCCACACCAGCAUAACAGUGCAGCGGUGGCCGCAGCCCAGCAGGGUGGCUAUGAGAUCCCUGCCCGCCUGAGGACCCUACACAACCUGGUGAUCCAGUACGCCUCCCAGGGCCGCUACGAGGUGGCCGUGCCCCUCUGCAAACAGGCUCUGGAGGACCUGGAGAAGACAUCCGGACACGACCACCCUGACGUGGCCACCAUGCUCAACAUCCUGGCCCUGGUCUACAGGGACCAGAACAAAUACAAGGAGGCGGCUCACCUGCUCAAUGAUGCACUGUCUAUCCGGGAGAAAACCCUUGGGAAAGACCACCCUGCGGUGGCUGCGACACUGAACAAUCUGGCAGUGUUGUAUGGCAAGAGGGGGAAGUACAAGGAAGCUGAGCCCCUUUGCAAGAGGGCUCUGGAGAUCAGAGAGAAGGUGCUGGGCAAGGACCAUCCUGAUGUGGCCAAGCAGCUGAACAACCUGGCCCUGCUGUGCCAGAAUCAGGGCAAGUACGAAGAGGUGGAGUACUACUACUGCCGUGCCCUGGAGAUCUACGAGCGCAAGCUGGGCCCUGACGACCCCAACGUGGCCAAGACCAAAAACAACCUGGCUUCGUGUUACUUGAAGCAGGGGAAGUACAAGGAGGCGGAAGUCCUUUACAAAGAGAUUCUCACCCAAGCUCACGAGAAGGAAUUUGGAUCCGUGGAUGCUGAGAACAAGCCCAUCUGGAUGCAUGCCGAGGAGCGGGAGGAGUGCAAGAGCAAAGACGGCUAUGGAGAUUAUGGCGGCUGGUAUAAAAAUUGCAAGGUGAACAGCCCCACUGUCAACACCACCCUGCGUAAUCUGGGAGCUCUGUACCGCCGGCAAGGCAAGAUAGAGGCCGCUGAGACCCUGGAGGAGUGUGCCUUGAGGUCCCGAAAACAGGGUGUGGUGGAGCUGCAGAGAGACGGAGACAGGAGGAGGAGCAGGGAGAGUCUGAGCAGCGUAAAAUAUGAGAGCGCCUCCGAAGCGGGGGAGGACGGCAGCGUGGACUGGAACGGGGCCUAAAUCAGCAGGAUGACCUUCCUCCGCCUCACUCUCCUCAACCAAUCAAGCCAAUCGAAUCAAAAUGGAUGUCUCUUGUCAUUUCCUCUGUGUGAAGCCUCUUCUAAUCUUUCAUGGAGGACUCCUCCUUCAUCCCCACUCCCAAUUCUAUCCCAAAACUGAUUAUCCCUUUUACCUCCCAUCCUUUCGGGAUCUCUCACUCCCACGCAUGUUCUCUCUAUCUUCUUGCAUUGUCCACACUCUGCCCCUCUUCCCCUGGUCUCUUGCCCUCUUCCUCUUGCGUUGUCUUUAUCCCUCUCUCUAGCCGUCUUGCGCUCUCGUUCAUGCCCACUCAUUCCUCUCAUCAUUCUGCGUCACAUCUUCCAGCCUUUCUCUUCCUCUAUCCCCCGUCUCUCCCUUCCUCUUGCCGUGUCAUCACUUGUCUAGUAUGUAUGAUAUUCUAACCAAUAAGAGACGGUGGACAGUGGCACCAGAGUCCAAUUGAACACUGGAAACUUAACCAUCAAAGAAAGCUGUGGUUGUUUGAUUUUCUCUUUUCUGUUCUUCUUGUAUGCAAAUAUGGUUGUUUUUCAAUUGAUCUCGAUAUUUCCACCAAGCACAGUCGCGCAGUUAUAACGGCAUCAAUUAUUGGUCCACUACCAAAAGAGACCAGUCAGAAUUGUUAUCUCGUUUUGUUAUCGCUGUGACCUUAUUGGCCACUGACGAGCAACCAGCUAGAGUAGUGGUUUUUGUUUCGCUGCUGCCCGCUUUUUGUCCUGACAUUUGACCAGGAUUGAUCUACCUUGGUGCCUUUUUUCACAAAUUUUGUUAACUUGCAACUUGUUUUAAGUGUGACCAUGACCCUUGUAAAAUAUUUAUGCGUACUGUUAUGUUAUAUAGGAGCCAAUGUAAGACAAUAAAAAAAUAUAUAGUGACGCUAUUAUGAUUCCAAGUCACGUCGCCACUUAAAAGCACCUUUUGAGUUUACACACCGAUUACUUAUGUUUUAUUGAGAUUACUGUAUCUGUCUCCUGUUAUUUUGUUUACUUUUAAAUAUUUUCUUAUAUAGGAUAGUAUUUAUCUUUGCAUUUUACCUCUAAGCAAUUGCUUUAUUAUUAUUAUUAUUAUUAUUAUUAUUAUUAUUAUUAUUAUAUAGCCAUAUGUUUAGUAAUGAUGGUGCCGGUUCCUGACUAUGGUAUUGACGUUUUAAAGAGGAACAGCUUACUAACUGUAGAAUCAGUGUCUUUUGAAUUGAAUGGCAUUGUGCAAAUUGCUUUCUCCAAGGCCAUAGCUUGGGAAAAAAAUGUUCUCUCUAAUUAUGCUCCAAGCUAGAGAACUUGUUUCAUAUUUUCAAGUAGCCAUUGAAAAGGGACACAAACACCAGAGACACAGAAACACACACAUUUAAUGUACACUGCUGCACCAAGUUGUUGUAUUUGACUUUGUAAGCUUCUGAGUGGCAUUUCGUGAGGUCACUUAUUUGGUUUUAGCCUAAUGGUCCUCUUGUUGUUCCUCGCACAGCUUUCCCUCUUGUUAUCGUCUCGUCUUAAAAGCCUACUUUACCCUGCUAUGACGCAAGGCAGUCGUAACAGCUUAUGUUAGUUUAUAACACCUAUGAACAGCCAUGGCGCACAUGAAACGACCAAGGUGAGCUAUCUUGUCAGCCACCAACCUAGUUACCUUGAACACAGUGACAUGUGACCUAGCUGGCUGCUCAUAAGACAUAUGUUAUAAAUUGACACCAGAUUUUAUGAACGCUCCUGAUGGCAACAUUGCUAUGCUUACAGCAGCUUAAAGAUAGGCUUUAGAUUGGGGAUUUAAGUUAGGCGUGAGCAUUGUGAGGCAUCGUUGAACAGUUAUGUUACCUGAAUGUAAAGAUUUUUCAAACAGCGCUGUAGCUUGAAAUGUACUCCUUGUUGUCCACUAACUUUCCCAUGUUUUUAUUUUAUAUUUCCCAUGUUUCAGUCACUUUAGUUUAGAAUGAGGGAAACUAUCUUCAUAUGAUGUAUUUUAGGCUGAAUAAGUGUAGUACUAGUAACUAACCUAGCUAGCCAGUUGUUUCAGCAUUAGCCAACACCACCAAAUUGAAGUUGCCUGUAUGCCAUGUAGUUACUCUAUAAGCACUUUAACUAUUAUAUAAUAACUGUAUCACAAUCAGUGCAGGUAUAUACUAGUACAUCAUAGUACAUCUACAGAUGUUUUAAAGUGCAUGUGCUAAACCUAAACACAUGCUGUACUAUGAGACUAUUACUUCAGUUAGUUCAUGUGUAGUUAAAGGUAAUUACACUUGAUACCAUAUGAAAAUGCAAUUCCGUGUAACUGGCAUUUUGGUAUCUCGGUGUAAAGAGACGGCUCCAAUGUUGCUAACCGAUUUUUAAAAAUAUAAAUAUAAUAAUAAACGGUAAUAGUGGAGCUAGCCAAUUCUGAAACACACUGGCUGUCCGGCUGGUAGGCCUAUGUAGUGGAGCAAUUUAGCUACGUCCCACUUUAUUUCAUUGGUCUGUCUGUAGAAUGCUCUCCAUUACUAAUACUCCUGUCCUGGCAUUGUGUAGGCCUACAUACACCCUCCUUUUGUUGCAUUGUGAUGAAUGCGUCUCUUAACUUUGUUUGACAUUGACUGAAAAUAAAGACUUUCAUUUGGGCUUU
Messenger RNA from Salvelinus namaycush (lake trout), 4555 nucleotides. RefSeq names its product kinesin light chain 1-like. The record is from RefSeq and is a predicted model, not a curated record. Bases 344 to 1933 code for a protein of 529 amino acids. Gene Ontology annotation, cellular component: membrane-bounded organelle; kinesin complex; cytoplasm. Gene Ontology annotation, biological process: microtubule-based movement. The transcript is spliced from 14 exons. Gene Ontology annotation, molecular function: kinesin binding. NCBI's taxonomy places the organism in Eukaryota, Metazoa, Chordata, Actinopteri, Salmoniformes, Salmonidae.